AUGGCGAAGGCACCUACUCAGCCGCCGCCAAUCCACUACAAGCCAACGAUAGUCUUCAUCCACGGCCUGGCCAGGGGACCAAGGUCCUUGGAGAAGUUGAGAAGGCAUGUGGAAGCCACAACUGGUUGCAGCACCAUUAACAUAGGCUACUCCACAAGGCCAAAGCUGGAAGAUGCCGCCCUGGUCGUUGCCCGGAAGAUCAGGUCAGAGGUGGGCCAGGGGGGAGAUGCCUUUGCUGUGACCCAGUCGAUGGGCGGAGUCAUCCUGAGGCUUGUGAGCAACCUGCCGGAUGGCGGAGGCGUCAAAUGGAGGGGGGCGGUCAUGUUGGGGCCUCCCAACCAAGGCAGCUCGUUUGCACGUGCCCUUUUGGGCACCACCUUCGGCGGGCUCUUCAGGCUUGGUUUUGGCGAGGCGGCUGCUGCUCUUGGAGGGCCGAACACUGAAUGGCCGCUGCCUCCUGGGCCAGUGGGCAUCAUUGCUGGCACCAAGGCGCUGUACCCAAGCGUCCCCUCCUUCGUAUCCACUGCUUUCAACCUCUUGAAAGGCCCAAACGACGGCACCGUGUGCGUGAGCGAGACGCGACUGGAAGGGAUGGAUUAUGACUUCCGCGAGUGCCACGAGGGGCACUCUCGGUUGCCAUACAACCAGGAGGUUUUCCAACUCGUCGUCAGAUUUGUGGAAUCAGCGUCGUUCGGCUGA
Molecule: messenger RNA, 699 nt
Organism: Ostreobium quekettii
Lineage: Eukaryota; Viridiplantae; Chlorophyta; Ulvophyceae; Bryopsidales; Ostreobiaceae
Source: the annotation of a GenBank genome assembly